CUCGACGCAGGGGUCGGGUCGGAGGGUCUGUGCACAGCGCCCCUCGCUUGGCCAUGGUGGUCUUGGAGCUUCUAAGGCUGAACCUCCUGCUGCAGGCAGCCGCCUUCGACCCAGGCCGAUAUCCCCAGCUGCACUUUGAGGCGCUGUCGGAAGUCCAUGUGGAGCAGCUUCAUGUAGAGCCUCCGGUUUGGCGUCUCCGUGGCUUCCUUAGCAAAGAGGACUGCCAACAGCUGAUUGAAGAAGGCCGUAGUGGCCUGCGACCCGAGAAGGUCUACACCAAGAGCCGAGUCCUCUUCGACGAAAAGAAGACUCAGCCCGUCGCCUUCGUCUCUCCCCUCUUAGCCUCAGGUGCUUACGUCUUUCACGAUGGGGAUCUGUUCUGGACCUGUGGCGCUUUUGUGGCGGGGCUCUUGAGCACGAUCCUCUUGCGGGAGUUGGUGCGUUGGUACGUUACGGAGGUUGCCUCGGCCAACGGCCGUGGUGGCGCGAGGUUUCGCGGCUUGAAGUGGCAACUGGGACCCUUGUUGCCCGGUGAGACUGAGACGGAAGGAGCCCGGGCUCGGCUGCUGGACCGUGCCCAGGCACUUUGUGCCGUGCCAGACAGGCAGUUCUUAGAGCCGCCCUUUCUCACUUGCUACAGGCAAGGCGAUGGCCAGAGCCUGCACGUUGACUCCAAGGAGCUGCCUAAUGACAAGUGGAGCCCCCAAGACAAGGCGAACUUUGAGGCCAGUGGUGGGCAGAGGAUGGUUCAGUGCUUGGUCUAUUUGAACGAUGUGGCGCCGGAACACGGUGGAGCCACAGCCUUUCAUCAUGAGGCCAUGGCCAGUCGUGCCCGGCAGGAGGACCUCUCGCAGAAUCGGUUUCUCAAAGCACUCCGUGCCAGCUACGAAGGUGGCAUUUAUCGACAGGCAGCUGAACGUGGCGAGAGGACUGUGAUCUUAGUGCCAUGUGCAGAGUGCUUGGAGGCCGAGCACUUUGGCCAGUCCUUUCUGGAGACCCAUCUACUGCAGGCAAGUGCGAUGCCAAACUGCUACAUGAACCUCCUGGGACAGGGCGUGGAGAUCAAGGAGAGUAGCGUCACCACGCAGCUAGGCUUCCAGGAGCAUCGCAUUUGCGAGGUCUUGCAGAAUGACUCCAUGUACGAUCUUAGCAAUACCUUUAAAGUCUUGGUGAUCGACAAGCCAUUGAUCGGCAGGUUCCGCCCGCUGGCCGCUGAGAAGAUCGGAGCAGAGAGCGGAUCCUUAGACGAUUUGUUGCUUCACUCGCCGGCGAUCCAGGGGGAGUUCUUUGACGAGGUGGAUCGCUUUCGGAAGACCUUCGUACAGGUGCCGGGCUGUGAGAACCGAACAGCUGAAAGGAUUCGUGAGAUCGUCACUGAUGCUGUGGACAAGCUUAGUAGGCAGCAUCAGCUCAACGCCACCCGGGCAGCGCAGCUGGAGUUCGCCGCCAGAAAAGCCCAGAACGGGCCACGGCAUCAUGCGUUCAACAUUGGGGGCCGUAGCCAGCUGGCAAUAUUUUUCACAGCGGCAGGGCCUUGUAGCACGUUCAUCCCAGACGUUCACAAGAUGAAAUUUGAGUCACGCCACAUGUCGCUUGAUUUUUCCUGUUCUGAAACCCGGAUUGAAGCAUCCCACAAUCAUUAGGGAAGAAUCGGGAAGAAUGGCUGUGAAAUUCAAGAAGAUACAGAGGAAUGUGUUGACGACAGCACAUCUCUCACAGGUUUUGCCACUUGACGGACUCAGACCAAGCUUGAAGAUCGACUCGCUUCCUUUGCUCUUCGCGGGAAGUUCCAGUGAAGGCUUAGGACAUCUUAGGACCCCCUGAUGCUCCGUGGUUCCGCUGUUUGUCAUGGAGUCCCGCAAACAGAGUCUUGGACAAUUUUGGUACUGUAAAUAGUUUUUGUUAAUCUUGUUCGAUUGUUUGCUCUGUAGGAGGGUUCAAGGACCACAAGCUAGGAACGUGGUCAUAUUCUUGAAAUGUGACCUAUUCACUUUCUUGUUCGGACUUGUGUAGAACAAAUCAGUCUGGAAAUUGAAACGAGAUGAAAUUGUCGGAACAUGUCGUCGCAAGGUGAGCCGACAAGCCUACACCGCGCCCGCACACCCAGUUUUGACGCCAACUCGAGGGACCAGAGGGACGUGGACGGAGGGACAGGACGGGCCAAAGAUGGCCAUAAGGGAUCGAAGUAGUGUUUGAAACAUUUUGGACACAGCUUAGCUUGGAUGUGUUUCUUUUGUCAAUGUCUUUGGGAACAGCUUGCGGUCAAAGACCGCAGAAAGCUCGAAAGUCAAAAAAGACUUUAUUUGGUGAGUUUGGCGCUGCUUGCAGGACAUUGUUAGCAAGCAAAUCUGGUACAAUGAUCUCCACUUUGUUCUCUAGGAAAGAGCUUGGAAUCAGAAGACCAUCCGGUAGGAUCUACCAAGAACCCCCCAACCCCAUAGAUUUGCCUUACUUGAUGCCAUUCAUGUUGUUUCUACCAUGACCAGUGGUCCCAAGAUUUUUUUUGACUGCACCCAAAACGAC
Durusdinium trenchii is the source of this 2523-nucleotide messenger RNA. NCBI's taxonomy places the organism in Eukaryota, Dinophyceae, Suessiales, Symbiodiniaceae. The record is from the annotation of a GenBank genome assembly.